AUGGUGCGCGCUAUUCGAGGAGUGCUGGUCGAGUGCGACCCGGCUAUCAAGUCCAUCAUCGUGAACAUUGACAGCCAGAACCACGACUACAUUAUUGAGGAGCUCGACGAGCAGCGCCUCGUGGUAAAGGAGAAUAUGAUGGUGUCGCUCAAGACAAAGCUGGAUGACCGUCUAAAGGAAACCACACAACAGGAGGACGAAGAGUCGGACUCGAACUAG
Grosmannia clavigera kw1407 is the source of this 219-nucleotide messenger RNA. Its product is annotated as RNA polymerase 2 general transcription and DNA repair factor tfiih component. Lineage: Eukaryota; Fungi; Ascomycota; Sordariomycetes; Ophiostomatales; Ophiostomataceae. The record is from RefSeq and is a predicted model, not a curated record. Gene Ontology annotation, biological process: nucleotide-excision repair, preincision complex assembly; transcription initiation at RNA polymerase II promoter; transcription by RNA polymerase II. Gene Ontology annotation, cellular component: transcription factor TFIIH core complex; transcription factor TFIIH holo complex. The coding region runs from base 1 to 219 and encodes 72 amino acids. The transcript has 3 exons.